Girardinichthys multiradiatus is the source of this 2793-nucleotide messenger RNA. RefSeq names its product UDP-glucuronosyltransferase 2C1-like. The coding region runs from base 235 to 1830 and encodes 531 amino acids. Gene Ontology annotation, molecular function: UDP-glycosyltransferase activity. The transcript has 6 exons. The record is from RefSeq and is a predicted model, not a curated record. NCBI's taxonomy places the organism in Eukaryota, Metazoa, Chordata, Actinopteri, Cyprinodontiformes, Goodeidae.
UGCUUUUACAUCGGGUUUAGUUUCACUUUAUAUAUUGUUUCAGGAUUUUCUGGGACAAAUUAAACACACACACUUAUUAUCUUUCCAUUACUUACAGUUUCCAUGGGGUGAGCCAGUUAUCAUGCAUUACUAAGUGCAAAGAGCAGCAGGUCAAAGUUAAUUUAGUUAUUCAGUAACUUUACAAUGCAGGCGUAAAAAGAUUAGAGCUGGUUUUCCUGCAGUCAAACCGGCACCAUGGAGCUGUGUCACUCUGUCUGCCUUUUUCUGCUACUUUGUGCCACAAAAAGUUCAAAUGGAGGAAAGAUUUUGGUGUGGUACACUGAGGCGAGCCACUGGAUCAACAUGAAGCCGGUACUGGAGGAACUGGUCGAUAAAGGACAUCAGGUGACAGUCCUGGUCCCGAGCGCAUCACUGUUCAUGAACAGCAGCGAACCCUCCCGCUUCCUGUACGAACCCUUUAACGUCUCCGUCUCAGUGAAAUAUCUACAAAAAGCUUUUGAAGAAGUUCUUCACUUCUCCCUGUAUGAGAUGGAUCAAAUGAACCCCUAUCAGAUUUUGAAUAGAUUUUUUGAUUUAAUGGAGACUAAUAUGAAGAUUUCUCUCAAGUACUUGGAUGGCGUGGUGAAAUCAGAAACCCUGAUGAAGAAGCUGAAGGAGGGAAACUAUGACCUGCUAUAUGCUGAUCCAAUAUACCCCGGAAGUGACCUGACUGCAGAUAUUUUGGGCAUCCCUCUUGUAUUUACUUUGCGUUUCUCCAUAGCUCAUAAUGUUGAGAGGAUGUGUAGUCAACUACCUGCUCCACCUUCCUUUGUCCCCGGUGCUAUGAGCAAACUCACAGACAAGAUGAACUUCUCAGAGAGACUGGGGAACUUCCUCUUCUAUGCUCUGCAGGACGUUUUGCUGGAACAGUUUAUGUGGAAAGAGGUCGAUAGAUAUUACUCUGAAAUCAGAGGAACACCCACCAGUGCCUGUAAGAUGAUGGGUAAUGCUGAUAUCUGGUUGCUGAGAACCUACUGGGAUUUUGAUUUUCCUCGUCCUUUACUUCCCAACUUCAAAUUUGUUGGAGGGAUCCACUGCAGACCAGCUAAACCUUUACCAAAUGAAAUGGAAAAAUUUGUCCAAAGCUCUGGAGAUGCUGGGAUCGUGGUCUUCUCUUUGGGAUCUAUGGUGAAGAACCUGACCACAGAGAAGGCAAACAUGAUAGCUUCAGGUCUUGCUCAGAUUCCACAAAAGGUGCUGUGGAGAUAUGGUGGAGAAAAACCCAAAACUUUGGGUUCUAAUACCAGAAUAUAUGAGUGGAUCCCACAAAAUGACUUGCUAGGUCACGCUAAAACAAAAGCUUUCAUCACUCACGGUGGAACAAAUGGGAUCUAUGAAGCAAUCUACCACGGUGUUCCCAUGUUGGGAAUCCCCUUAUUCGGUGACCAGCCAGACAACUUGGUGCAUGUGGAGGCUAAAGGAGCUGCAGUCACUGUGAGCCUGAACGUCAUGACAGCUGAGAGCCUCAGAGAUGCCGUGAACACGGUCAUCAACAACAAAUCCUAUAAAGAAAAUGCAAUGCGACUGUCCAGAAUCCAUCAUGACAGACCCAUGAGCCCUCGAGACGAAGCAGUUUUCUGGAUCGAGUUCACCAUGAGAAACAAAGGAGCCAAGCACCUUAGGGUCCAGGCCCACAACCUCACCUGGUACCAGUAUCACAGUCUGGAUGUCCUAACCUUUUUCAUCAUUGUAGAUCUGUUUCUCAUCUUCAUCCUCAUCAAGACCUGCAGCUUCUGUUUCCAGAGAUGCUGCAGCAGAAAAAGUAGAACAACAAAGAGAAAGGCUGAGUAACAGACUGAAGUGACAUUUAUAAUUGAGGUGCUUUCCAACUAACUAAAAAUGUAUUUUAUGGUGUUAAUAGCACUGCACAGUUUUGAAAUGUACACAUUUUAAAUUAUAAAAAAACUCAGCAAAGAAAACACAAACAAAUUAGGUAUUCAAGUUUAUUUUUUUUAGUAUAUUUGUGUUUUGCUCCAUACAUUUCUCAAAUUGUGACCAACUUUUCAGGCCCAGCUAAACAAAACCAUAAUCAAUAUUGCCACCACCGUGCUUCACUGUGGCACUGUGGUGCCCAAUCUAGAAUGCCUCUUGAGAGCAAACAGUUUCUGAAGUACCUUCUUAUAAAAAGUCAGAGUCUUCACAGUCUGUAAAAAGUCUUUCUUUCUCACAAGUUGGCUCUCUGCAAUGUCUGAACAUUUAUUAAAUGCUACUUUUAUUUAUCAUGUCAUUUAUACAAUGAGAUUAAUAGUUUUUUGUAAAUUGAAUUUCAGUUUUUUAAUGCAUCUGUAAGCUUUGCUAUGGUUCUGUGAUGCACAUCAAGAUAAAGCUUUAAAAAAGCUGUAUAAAUACAUUUCAGACAUGUAAAGUGAAGUUACUUUUGCACUUCUAUCAAUCAUAGAUUCAACAUGUUUAAUCUGUGAUUGUAAAUAAUCACUUCUUGGACAUGCAUAUUUCCAUUGCUUUACUAUCACAGAACAGUUAAUUAAAUUAUUAAAAAAAUCAAACAAAAUAUUUUGUUCUUUUCAUUUAAACUCUCUUACUGAUUUAUAUUAGGUAAUUAUGUUUUUUUCCUACAGUUUGUUUUAUGUUUGCAUGUCUGUACUAUCGGUAAAUUAUAAUAGUGUUAUAGUGGGGGAAAGAAACAAGCAGGCCCUUUAUAAGUAACCAAGAUGGGCAUUAUUAUUAAUAUUGCUGAUGUCUUGUUUAUCUCAUAGGGCUUGGCUUCAUAAUAAAGCAUCUUGUUUUCUAGUAAAA